GGUUGGAUCUAGUUGCAAGCAGAAAGACGAGCCCAUCACCUUCACUCCCGCUUGAUUGUGAUUUUAGUCGAGUUAACUCCUAAAACAAUGUUGAAAGAGCUGGUGAAAGAACGCCUAAUGGUGGCGGCCGAUGAAAUAUUCGCGCUCUUUGAAACGACGAUGGCGUCGUACGAGGAGGAACUUUCUCGAACGAGAGAGGAGAAGGAGCAACAUCGACAACAACUGGAAGCUUUUAGCCAGAUUCGCAUGAUGUUACAAGCUGGAGACAUCCAGCUGCUUGCUCAUCGAGGAGAACGUCCCCUUCAACCGCAGAUGGAACCUCAGCCCCCCUACAUUAAAGAGGAAGAGGAGGAACUUUGGAUCACCCAGGGGGGAGAGUGUCUUUUAGGGUCGGGGGAGGCUGAUCCCGCCGAGUUGCCACAGACUGUUGUCUCUGUGAAGACUGAAGACUCACCACCUGCGUCCUCACAGCUUCAUCACAAAGGGGCGGAGCCUCCAAGCAGCAGCUCAACACAACACAUGACAACAGAAGCUGAUGGAGGAUCUCAAGCAGACAACCUCUUAGCUCCACUAUCAGAUUGGGAGGACACGACAUCACAGGAUAAGGACUGGGACAACACCCACAAACCAAACUGGGAUGAACGCUCCAACAAGAUGACCGGUAAAAAGAAAAUUGUCUGCUCAAUUUGCAAUAAAAGAGUAACUCGAAUACGUGAUUUGCAUCGACACCAAAAAACACACACAGCGGCGGAGCGUUUUAGUUGUUCAGUAUGUGGCAAAAGUUAUUGUUACAAAUCUAUUUUCACUCGACACAUGCAGACGCACACCGUAGGAAAAACGUUCAGUUGCUCGGUGUGCUUUAGAGCAUUCUCACUUGAGUCAGCGAUGGUAGCGCACGUGGCAAAGCAUACAGGCAAUACAGCCUACGAGUGUUCCGUUUGCUCUCAAGGCUUUCUUUAUGGCAGCGAUUUGAUUCAACACAUGGAAAUACACAAAGGAGACAAACCUUUUCCGUGCCCUGUUUGUGGCAAGAGAUUUUUUCGUAAUUCCGUUUUGUCGUCACACAUGAGAACACACACUGAGUACGACCUGUAAGGCACAGGCACCCGUUUGGUUGAUCCCGAGCUACCAAAAAGGGGGGUCGGUCGAUCGCCAAGCAUCGCAAAAAAAUACAGAUAACCGUAUUUUUUGGAUUAUAAGCAUACUUGCCAACCCUCCCGGAUUUUCUGGGAGACUCCCGAAAUUGAGCACCUCUCCCGAAAACCUCCCGGAAGAAUUUUUCUCCCGAAAAUCUCCCGGACUUCAGCCGGAGCUGGAGGCCACGCCCCCUCCAGCUCCAUGCGGACCUGAGUCCAGUGUGCGCACACAAGGAGACGAAGCAGAAGAACGAGACCAUAGUCUAAGAGCACAGGGGAGACACUUCUCCAGGGCCGAUGCAUACCUGCCAACUACUCCGGUUUUCCCGUAAUUAGUACGGUUUUCAUCAACCUAUUCCGGGUUACGGUUGCAGUGAUAAAAAAUACGGUUUUUCAUUAAUUAAAAAAAAAAAAUUUUUUUUAAAUGCGCAAGGCUAUUUAUAGCACCGCUGCCAAGCACGAGGCACCAGUUGCCAUUGUUUCCAAACGAGCGAACGAUCAUGGAAUCAGCCGGAGAAAAAUCGCAAACGAGUCUUAAACCGAAAAGAAAACUGCAGUCAUUCCGUGAAGAAUAUUCAAAAGCCUAUCCGGGAAUAAUUAUCCCUUCCAAAAAGGGUGAAAACUACGCAAAUUGCACCUUGUGCAGACAAGAUUUUCCGAUCGGACACGG
Messenger RNA from Nerophis lumbriciformis (worm pipefish), 1806 nucleotides. RefSeq lists its product as uncharacterized. The record is from RefSeq and is a predicted model, not a curated record. Gene Ontology annotation, cellular component: nucleus. Gene Ontology annotation, biological process: regulation of gene expression. NCBI's taxonomy places the organism in Eukaryota, Metazoa, Chordata, Actinopteri, Syngnathiformes, Syngnathidae.